CGUAAAUUACGUCUGACGUCAGAGCGUCAGCUGGCCGAAUGUUUACAUCCAGCAGUGGUGUGUUUGUGACUGGAUCCCUCCAACAACAAAAGCCUGGACACAAGGAAACCCGCUAAGCAGAUCAUAUCAGUCGGCAUUUUCACAAGUCAAGAUGGGUGGAGCUGUGAGUGCCGGUGAGGACAAUGACGACUUGAUUGACAACCUGAAGGAAGCUUACUACAUCCGAUCAGACCUAGUGGAGCGGGCUUUUCGAGCCAUCGACAGGGCCGACUAUUACCUGGAUGAAUACCGGGACAACGCUUACAAGGACUUGGCAUGGCGGCAUGGAAACAUCCACCUGUCUGCUCCAUGUAUCUACUCUGAGGUGAUGGAGGCUUUGGAUCUCCAUCCAGGCCUCUCCUUCCUCAACCUUGGCAGUGGGACCGGCUACCUCAGCACCAUGGUCGGCCUCAUACUGGGACCAUUUGGAGUGAAUCAUGGAAUAGAGUUACAUGCAGAUGUGAUUGAGUAUGCCUACCAGAAACUCGACUCCUUCAUCAAAACCAGCGACAGCUUUGACAAAUUUGAGUUCUGUGAGCCGUCCUUCGUUGUGGGUAACUGCCUGGAGAUUCCUCCAGAGAGCCGUCAGUAUCACAGGGUGUACUGCGGCGCCGGGGUGCAGAAGGAGCACGAGGAUUACAUGAAGAACCUGCUCAAGGUGGGGGGCAUCCUGGUGAUGCCGCUGGAGGAAAAGUUGACCAAGAUCACCCGGACGGGGUCGAACAGCUGGGAGACCAAAAAGAUCAUCUCUGUGUCCUUCGCUCCUCUGGUGCUGCCUAAACACAGCACAAAUGGCAAACCCAAGACUGUCCCACUACCCAAGUAUGAAGUACGGACGUUACAGGAGCUGGCUCGUAUCUGCAUCCGCCACACCCUCAGAGUGACCACAAAUGCAGGAGACAGCCAGUCACGUGGCCGAGGUUCCUCGUUCAGCGUGGGCAGGGGUCUGGCGGUGGCCGGGCUCCAUAAGUACGGCCCUCGCUUCAAACGCCGACGCGUCCACCGGCGCCACUGCAACGCCCUAGUCCUGGCCACCCGUCAGGUGGUGGCCAGCAGUGGUAUCGGCCCCGCUCCUCUGGACAGCAACAACAACCAGGGAGGGAGAGCGGAGGACGAGGAGGAGGCAGGAGAGAGGGAGGCGAGGCGGCAGAUGAGAGGGAGCAGGAGGGCGGGGAGAGGAGCAGGAGGGGUGGUGGAAGAGGAGGAGACGGUGGAGGAAGAGGACGAAGAGGAAGAGCAGGAGGAAGAGGAGGAGGAGAAGGAGACCGGGGAGCUGCUCCGGCCCCAGCCAGCCGUGAACGUGCUUAGAGAGAGGAUACUGGGCCUGCCGCUGCCCGAGCCUCUGAAGAUGUACCUGCUGUACUACAGAGAGAAAUGAAGAUGAAGCCAGGUCCUGAGUCCCGGAGCUGAAAGCAACAACCCCCAGCAGAGGUUGUUACAACCCCACCACCACCUGUACAAGGCAGGACAACAUGCCACCUACCUUACCGACCCCCAGCUCCAACAUCUCUCUCUCACCUGUUCUCAUCCUCUUCAUCAUCCAUUCUCUUUCCUACUCCCUCUUUUUCGCCCUGCCUCCCACUGUUGUUUACUUGAUUCAUUUCCUGACACUCUAAAGAGUCAGUUCAAUUUGUCCAGUGGAGGGGAGGGAGGGAGGGGGGGGUUAUGCUACUUUGGGAAUGCAAACCAUUCAUGCCAAUAUUUCGGACAACCAAACAGUCACUGAUAAACUUUGUGUCACCUUUUGUGGUGCAAAGAAAUAGAUAUUGGUACAUAAUACAUCUGCAGUUUAUCAAUUUGCGCUACAGCUCUGCAGCUCUGUAUAACUAACAUGCUAAUCGAGCAUUUCCUAAAAACAGCUAAACAGUCCACAGUUGCCUGAGUAUCCACAGCUUGGAAAGGCAACAUAGUGGUGUUGAGAAGGUAAGUCUACAGUGGCAGACUAGACACGGCAACAGAGUUCAGACACUGUAGCAACAAGCAGAGAGAGCCACAGGGCUUUCCACCUCUUUUCUACCCACUAAUUGCAGCUGUGCCCCACGUUCGAGGUUAUACAGUGAUUGUAUAAGUCGUGUGAAUGCGGGUUUGUCCACAUGAGGUGGUGUGUAUUAUCAUCUAAUGGGGACGGUGACGUUUUAGAAAAGAAGACAGAGUUGGCCAAAGCUCAGCUUUGUGAGUGAAGAAGAUGUGCUUUCAAAGAUUCAGUGAUGUGAGAGUUGUAUUUUCUCUUUCACCAUAUAUUAUUAUACAUAUUUAAUGAUGUUGUAGCUACAGCGAGUAGGCGGUUGUAUUCAUUUCCACUGAGUUCCAAAUAAAAGAGGAGCUUUGUCUUGAGCCCUCAGUCCAUUAGAUAAUUUAACUUAAAUUAUCUGCUUUUCCAAGGCCAAGGGUUGACCAUUAUUUCAAGCAUUUAUAGUAGAAAAGUUGAUUUAACAGGAGCCUGAAUUUUCGCUUUUUCUAUGCAUAUGUUUAAUUGUAUGUGUCAUUGUAUGAGUUAAAGUCUGUCUUUGUCUGCUGACGAAGAUGAAACUGGCCUAAAUCCUUACAUUGUUGUUCUUGUGUAUCCAAAGGGCAGUCUCACUGUUUUUCUCUACAUCCCAUUGUAUUCUCUUAACUUAAAGAGAAUGACCAUAAAAGAUCACAUACUUACUAAUAUUCCAAUUUACAUAAAUAAACCAGCAUGAUAAAAACACAUAACUAAUGUUUUUGAUUAUUGACAGUGUGCAGGUUUUCUCUCACUGUGCUCUCGUUUUUUUUGUUUUUUUUCUUGUAAUAUUUAGAUUUUUGAAUUUUGUGAGACUUGAAGUGGUGUGUGCAUAUGGAAUUGUUAUAUGUUUUGUUUUGUGAAUCAUAAAAAAAUGCAAAGAUACUUUGAUAAAUAGAAGAAGUAUCUUUAUCACAUUUUCCUGAUGUAGUUACUUGUUAGAUGGGGCAUUAUUCCUUUGUAUUUUUUGCUUUUGUACCAAACUUUCUGCUCCCUUCUGUGCCAAACUUAAGUUGCAUGGACUCGAUUCUCGAGAGGAAACGGCAGAUCAACGGCAAGUCACUCAUCUGAAGACAAAUGCGGUUUUUCCAUUUCAGAAACUGCUCCACUACCACUGAAAUGAGACUUGUGGUUAAAUAUGUAUUAGUUUUUAAUCAUGUUAAACAUUAGAUUUCUCCCAGUUUGUAUCUGAAGAAUGUCUGUGAUGAGUAGCAAAGUGAUCUUUGCAGAAGAGCCCUACAUCACUAGAUACAGUUAAUUAGAUAAAUUAUGGAUGUGAUCACAGUAAUAGAAGAAGGAUUUGAAUGUGUGCUUCUUAUAUUGGUAAUAUAUCCAAGAUUGAAUGGGAGGAUUGUGUAUACAAAGCAGGUCCUUAUCAGGCCAGGAGACUCACAUCCCUGUGAUUCCUGAGUGUAAUGUCAUGCUUCAGUGUUUGGCCGAUUGUCCAUUUCAACUACUGCUGGAUCUGCCUUGGAGUACUGUAUCGACACCAUUCCUUUAUUCAACAUGAGUACCAUUCAUGUUUGGUCGUUGUGCAGCUGUGAUUUUCUUCCGAAUGUAUAGGAUCAUGAUGGGGUUUUUUUUGCACUAACAUUAAGUUUUGGUGAGAAUGACUUGCUUGUUGUUUUUGAGCUAUAUUAUUGACUGCUGUUAAUAAAGUCCAUUAUACAAAA
Messenger RNA from Micropterus salmoides (largemouth bass), 3696 nucleotides. RefSeq names its product protein-L-isoaspartate O-methyltransferase domain-containing protein 2. Gene Ontology annotation, molecular function: protein-L-isoaspartate (D-aspartate) O-methyltransferase activity. The transcript has 7 exons. Bases 152 to 1417 code for a protein of 421 amino acids. Gene Ontology annotation, biological process: protein modification process. The record is from RefSeq and is a predicted model, not a curated record. Lineage: Eukaryota; Metazoa; Chordata; Actinopteri; Centrarchiformes; Centrarchidae. Gene Ontology annotation, cellular component: cytoplasm.